This is a messenger RNA of Scaptodrosophila lebanonensis, 3325 nucleotides long. RefSeq lists its product as uncharacterized. Gene Ontology annotation, cellular component: nucleus. The record is from RefSeq and is a predicted model, not a curated record. The coding region runs from base 21 to 3182 and encodes 1053 amino acids. The transcript has 5 exons. Lineage: Eukaryota; Metazoa; Arthropoda; Insecta; Diptera; Drosophilidae.
CCGAAGCCAAAGCCGCCUAAAUGACAGAUCCAAUUGCGUUUAAGCUGUUUAAAUCGGUAGAUCCGACCAAAAUUAAUGUGCCCAUCAAGGAGAAAUUUGCGAAACUGACGCUCUCGUCGAAUAAAAAGAAGCAGGAGGGUGAUAGAAAGACGCCGCAUCUACAAAGCAGAGUUAGUCGAAAUCUAUUAGACGAACUCAAUAUCCAGGUAGAGCCAGGUCCAGAACUAGAGCCUGACCCCAGCGUGGUGUUGGAGUCUGUUAUGCGUGAACAUCCAAUAUUUCGUAGUGAUUCGUCAUCUGUGGCUGCCAUGGAGAACACGAGCUUUGAGCAAACAAAUCGCACCGAUUUGGAUCGAUCGGACUAUAUGGAACCGCUGCAGCUGAGCGCAGGUGGGAGUCAAGAAAUUGAAAUCGAAGUGCUAUCGCAACAGGUCUCCAAUCUGACCAUGCAACCACGACAACAGCCUAAGAAAGAAGUGCUGGCCAACCACAUCUCCAUUUGCAUUUCCUCCAGCAGUGCGGAGGACGGCGUUGAGGAGGACGAAGACGACGACGACUCCUGCAUUACCAUAUCGGACAGUGAGGAUGGCAAUGUAAUGGAGACCAGCGAGCAGCAAUUGACACAGCUCCCACCCGUAAUACCACUGAACGAGGACAAGUUGCAGCGCAUUGAGGCGUUCCUCCACGACGUGUCCAUCGAGCGCCAUCAGAUGCUGCAACGCGGCGCAGACGCAGUGGAUCUUCAGAAUUCACCCUUGGCUGAGCAUAUACACACAACGCUGGCUAAUGCCGAUACGGAGUCAAUGAGCCUGCUGCUGUCUGCGGCUGAGGCGGAAUUUGAAACCAGUGGCAAUGCCGAGUGGCUGCCGCAGCGGCCUUCACAACCUACUCGGCGGGAUAGCAGCAAACGUUUGGCUGACAACGACACAGAGCCCAACACACUCUGCUCCGAAGAAUUGGGCGAACAAUUAAGUUUAGAAGACACCCUAAACGAAACACCGCCAGCAGGACAGGCUGAUGUCAAUUUGGAUGAAUCGUUGACCAUUCCGGAAACAUCGAGCGAAUUUGAGGAGAGCCCGCAAAGGCAAAUUUCUGCACCCACGCCAACACCAACACCCCCACCUCCAGUUUCCUCCCGAGACACGAGCUCUUCUGACGAAGAUGCGGCCAUACAAGUGAGCAGCAUCAAUAUAUCGGCGAAAAUAAAUAUUAAAAUACAAAUACCCACCAUGGAUGCGAGUUCCACUGAUUCAGAUCCGCCGCGUGGCAGUGACAGACAAUCGAACAGCUCCUCGGAUGCUGAAAUUGAGCAGCAACGGCAGGAAAGACCACCAGCGGCCUUACUCGAACCCAAGGAAGCAGGCGAACGCUCCAUUCUAGUCGGCAGCGAUGCCAGUGAUGUCGACGAGCAGGAUGAACAGUUCCUGAGUCAGGCUGAGAAGCUGCUGAAUCAGUUAUAUGGCAAGGCUUGGCAAACGCCCGACGUCAUACGCACUCUGAAGCGUUCUAGUGGCAGUGGCGGCCGAAAGCCCCGCACACCCCUCACCGAGGUGAGGCGGCAGCCUAAAGCCAUGGUUGCCGCCGCCACCACUGCUCGAAAAAAACGGCAACCACCGGUCGCUUCCAAAGAGGAGAGCAUCCUGGAUGACUUUAGCAUUUUCAAGCGUGCUAUUCAUGCAAACAAAAUGAAUUCAACACAACUGCCUUUUCCUGCGAGGGCCCCGACAGCACGAGACAAGCCGCAGACAAAGCCGCGCAUCCUUACCAACCAUAAAGAUGAGGCUCGUUGGCGGGCCUUGGUGGACACAGACAGUGGCAGCGAUGCCUCCGACGAUGAUGAGGCCAAUGCGACAAUAACCAGCACAAGCAGCAACAGUGAUAACGAUCACGAUGUUGGGGAUGUCACCUAUCUGGACUUGACCAGCAAUGAAGUGCAAGUCGUGCCUAUAUCCAGUAAUGAGGACAACAUCGAACCGCCGAAGGGCCCGAAACGUCUCGAUGACAUUUUACGGACUUGUCGUGCCGUUGAGAAACCAAAAUUGCCGGCUACGCCUCCAAUAAAUACGCGUCGUCAACUAUUUACACCAAAUACUGGCUACGAGGAUGACGAGGAGGCGGAACGGAUUGUGAAUAAAGCACUCGAAAUGGACGUGCUUGAUGAUCUCGCGGAUGUGUAUUUACCAGGUACGCCGGUGCAUCGGCGUCUACAGCAGGUGAGGCGGCAAUUGGGCCUCGAAACACCGACUUCACAGCCGGUUUUCAAGCCAAUCCAGACACCACAGCCAACACCGACUCCGCAACCCAUCACCAAAUCGGUGACAAAAACAAUUGAGCGCAAAGCAUUGAAAAAACGAGAAGCACCAUCGAAUGCCACGAAACCACUACGUGCCACAAAAAAAUUCAGUUUCAUCAAAUCACUGGAACCGAAUCUUAGUCGUGAAUUGUGCGACAAUGAGGCCUAUUUCUAUCGCGAACAGUAUGCAAAAAACCGGGAGGAGUUAACCAAGAAAUUAUGCAUUCUGUACAAUAAGGAGGUCUUCAACAAUGAGCUGGACGUGCCAGUAACUUGGUCAAAAUUGUUACGCAAUACUGCUGGAAGAUGUAAGAAUAAAUGCCGCUUUAACAAAGAACGCAGCAGCGUCGUGGAACUGAGCCUAAAAGUGCUCACCAGUGCCGAUCGCUUGCGAUGCACGCUCAUACAUGAGCUUUGCCACGCAGCCGCCUGGAUAUUCGAUGCCGAGAGCGGCCAUGGACAUGCGUGGAGGCAGUGGACCCACAAAGCCAACAAAGUUUUUCCGGAUCUGCCGCCCAUACGAGUUUGCCACAACUACGACAUCGAAUAUAAAUACACUCUAAAGUGUUUGACUUGCGAUAUUUCCUCCCAAGCCCACUCCAAGUCCCGGAAGGUGGAACAUUUGCGAUGCAAAUACUGCCGUGGCAAUAUAACCGUAUUCCUGAACAAGAAGGAUAAAUCGGGCAAUAUGGUAUUGAUGCCGGUGCGUGAGCCCACUGGAUUUGCUAAAUUUGUCAAGGAAAACUAUUCAGAAAACCAUCGUGGCAACCAUAAGGAAACAAUGCGCACACUUAGUGCCGAAUAUGCCAAACAGAAAGCGCAAGUGGCAAAGACAGCGACGCAGGCGUCAAAGGACCUGGAGACUUUAACUAUACGAAAUGAUGACUGAGUGAAUAUGUACACAUACGCUGAAAAGUAUUUUAAAAUAGCCAUUUCAUGUGCAUAUACACGCGCUAUAUGUAUGUAUAUACAUACAUAAAUAUGCUUCGCAUUAAGUUUUAAUAAGUGUUCAAAAUAUUAUAAUCGAAUAGA